Molecule: messenger RNA, 2028 nt
Organism: Closterium sp. Naga37s-1
Lineage: Eukaryota; Viridiplantae; Streptophyta; Zygnematophyceae; Desmidiales; Closteriaceae
Source: the annotation of a GenBank genome assembly
AUGGCAGCCGUCUCGUCGACCUUCAAAGCCGCUGCCGCGGGCAUUGCGGCAGAGACGCGGCUAGCGGCACCCGUAGCGUCCAGUGCGCGCACGGUCGGCCUGCCCAAGUCCUCCUUCUCUGGCAACUCGCUCAAGGCCACCACCUCCUCCCCUCAACAUGCCGCCAGGUCCUCGCGCCGCUCGCGCGCGACACCCCGCGCACAGGGGAACAUAGAGGGCAAGCCGACGGUGCUGGUGGCGGAGAAGCUGGGCAGCGCGGGGAUCGACCUGCUGAAGAAGAUCGCGAACGUGGACUGCUCGUACAACCUCACGCCCGAGGAGCUGUGCGCCAAGAUCUCGCUGUGCGACGCGCUCAUCGUGCGCAGCGGCACCAAGGUGACCCGCGAGGUGUUCGAGGCGUCGAACGGGCGGCUCAAGGUGGUGGGGCGCGCGGGCGUGGGCAUCGACAACGUGGACCUGCACGCCGCCACGGAGGCGGGCUGCCUCGUCGUCAACGCGCCCACCGCCAACACCGUCGCUGCGGCGGAGCACGGCAUCGCGCUGCUCACCGCCAUGUCGCGCAACAUCGCGCAGGCCGACGCGUCCAUGAAGCGAGGCGAGUGGAAGCGCAGCAAGUACAUCGGCACGUCGCUGGUGGACAAGACGCUGGCCGUGCUGGGCUUCGGCAAGGUGGGCUCGGAGGUGGCGCGCCGGGCCAAGGGGCUGGGCAUGCACGUGAUCGCGCACGACCCGUACGCGCCGGCGGACAGGGCGCUCGCGAUGGGCGUGGACCUGGUGUCGCUGGACGACGCGCUGCAGCGCGCGGACUUCAUCUCGCUGCACAUGCCGCUCACGCCCGCCACGGACAAGCUGCUCAACGACGACGCCUUCGCCAAGGCCAAGCGCGGCGUGCGCAUCGUCAACGUCGCGCGCGGCGGGGUCAUCGAUGAGGACGCGCUCGUGCGCGCGCUCGACAACGGCCAGGUGGCGCAGGCGGCGCUGGACGUGUUCACGGAGGAGCCCCCCGCGGCGGACAGCGCGCUCGUGCUGCACCCCAACGUCAUCGUCACACCACACCUGGGCGCCAGCACCACCGAGGCGCAGGAGGGCGUGGCGGUGGAGAUCGCGGAGGCCGUGGUGGGCGCGCUGAUGGGCGAGCUGGCGUCCACCGCCGUCAACGCGCCCAUGGUGCCCGCCGAGGUGCGGGGGGGGGGGAGAACUGGGCAUGGGGGAUGGGCCGAGGCGGAUGGGUUGAGGGGGAGCUCGUUCAGUACCACCACGCCCUCCAACAACUCGCUCAACUCCCCUCUCAACCCACACCCCCCCUCCGUCAUUCCUCCCCCCCCCUCUUGGCUGCCCUGCCUGCCGGGGGAGCAGGUGCUGGUGGAGCUGGCGCCGUACGUGAAGCUGGCGGAGAAGCUGGGGCGGCUGGCGGUGCAGCUGGUGAGUGGCGGCGCGGGCGUGAAGGACGUGAAGGUGACGUACCGCACAGGGCGCAGCAGUGAGGACCUGGACACGCGGCUGCUGCGCGCCAUGAUCGCCAAGGGGCUCAUCGAGCCCAUCUCCAACGCCUUCAUCAACCUCGUGAACGCCGACUACAUCGCCAAGCAGCGCGGCAUCCGCAUCCGCGAGGAGCGCCAGCCCGUGGACGUGGACGAGUCGGUGCCCCUCGACACCAUCGUGCUCGAGAUCACCCACGUGCAGUCCAAGCUCGCGUCCGCCGUGAGCGAGGAGGGCACCAUCACGCUGGGCGGCAAGGUGAAGGACGGCGUGCCGCACCUGAUCCAGGUGGGGCGGUUCAGCACGGACAUCGAGCUGGAGGGCAGCCUGCUGCUGUGCCGCCAGGUGGACCAGCCGGGCAUGAUCGGCACCGUGGGCAUGCUGCUGGGCUCGCACGACGUCAACAUCUCCUUCAUGAGCGUCGGUCGCACGGGCCCCAGGAAGCAAGCGCUGAUGGCCAUCGGUGUGGACGAGGAGCCCAGCCGCGAGGUGCUCAGAGACAUCAACUCCAUCCCCGCCCUCGAGGAAAUGGUCUUCCUCAAGCUCUAG